CGUGAUUUUACUUUCAUUUCAGUUCAGUUUAAAUUUCGAUAGACAAACUACAAAAAAUAUUGUACCAUUCAAUAAUAGUGAUAGCGCUUAUCACUAGUUGAGCCUCUACCCCCUUUCAAUUGCACAAUUGAUAAUUAUUUAGUUGUGGUUGCUUCUUGCGGAGCCAUAAAAUUUGACUGCGUGGCUGUAAAGUGCGUUUGUGUGCGUUCUUGUGUUUCUCCCUGUUUCAGCAACAUUCAGCACCACUAUGUUUACCUACGGCUGUUGGGCUCUCAUGCUGCUAUUGGCUUCAACAGUUGCCAAAGCCGAUGAUAAUGACUCCUGUUAUUCAUUUGCUGGUGGCUCAGUGUAUCCCGCCGGGGAGCCCAAGGGUGACCAUCAAUUACAGUACACAAAGGCUGUUAUCUCCAAGCCUGCGCCACAGUUUGAGGCCACCGCUGUGGUUAACAAGGAGAUCGUGCAGCUCUCGCUCUCACAAUAUCUGGGAAAAUAUGUUGUGCUGCUCUUCUACCCAUUAGACUUCACAUUUGUUUGUCCUACGGAAAUAAUUGCCUUCUCGGAUCGUAUCGCUGAAUUCCGCAAAAUCAAUACGGAAGUGAUUGCUGCCAGCGUUGAUUCGCACUUCACACAUUUGGCGUGGAUAAAUACGCCGAGAAAAGAGGGCGGCUUGGGUAAUGUGAAAAUUCCUCUACUCUCCGACUUGACGCAUAAAAUAAGCAAGGACUAUGGUGUUUAUCUUGAGGAAGUUGGCCAUACUCUACGUGGCCUCUUCAUCAUUGAUCAGCGUGGCGUCUUGCGCCAGAUCACAAUGAAUGAUCUACCCGUUGGUCGAUCAGUGGAUGAGACGAUACGUCUAGUACAGGCCUUCCAGUACACCGAUACCCACGGCGAGGUUUGCCCAGCUGGCUGGAAGCCAGGCGCUGAUACGAUCGUGCCCAAUCCGGAAGAAAAAACAAAGUACUUUGCUAAGAACAACUAAAUAAUUAAUACUUAAUCUGCGCAUCCCACCAAGCUUGGCUAAUUUUAUAUUCAAAUUUCAAGGACAGAGAUAAAUAAAAUCAUUGUGCACAUACAUUCCCAACU
Drosophila hydei is the source of this 1083-nucleotide messenger RNA. It is a transcript of the gene Prx4, whose product is annotated as peroxiredoxin-2. The coding region runs from base 248 to 979 and encodes 243 amino acids. The record is from RefSeq and is a predicted model, not a curated record. Gene Ontology annotation, cellular component: endoplasmic reticulum; cytosol. Gene Ontology annotation, molecular function: thioredoxin peroxidase activity. Gene Ontology annotation, biological process: hydrogen peroxide catabolic process; cellular response to stress; response to oxidative stress. The transcript has 5 exons. Lineage: Eukaryota; Metazoa; Arthropoda; Insecta; Diptera; Drosophilidae.